CCUAUAAAACUUUAACUAUUAAGACAGGAACUAGAACAUCAAAAUCACAUUGAGACAGCAAGCCUCAAGGAAAUAAGGAAUAAUAUUUCUAUCUAAAUGGUGAACCGCAUCUCAAACUAUGUUCCUCUCUUCAUCAUUUUGAUUGUUUUGGUAACAGGGCAAAAACAAGUGGAAGGAUAUAAAUGUUUGACAGAUAUGGGUUUAUGUGAUGAACGUAUCACCUCGAGUGAGUGUGAUCUUAGAUGUAAAUCCCACUAUAAUGAUGGAGAGGGGCACUGUGAUAACAUGAACAUCUGUAAUUGUAUUCACCAUUGUGUCUCUCCUCAGCCAAAUAAAGACACCGAGCCUAUAAGGAAGUGCACAAGUGGCCUUGGACUUUGCAGUAUUGAUCACUGCUAUGAUGAUUGUUGCAAUUCAAAAUGUGCUAAACAAUUCAAAGAGGGUAUAGGACAUUGUGAAAUUGUGGGUUCGAUGGGUACCAUCUUAUGUACCUGUGAUUAUGUCUGCUGAGUUUAUAAAAAAUUAUGGCAUAUUUUAUAUCUACAGGUUGAGUAUCGAUCUAUUUACUAUUUACCUCUGGGAUAAAUAUGUCAUGAACUGAAAACAAAAUAAAUAAAUGCACAAUUUCUUCUGGA
Glycine soja is the source of this 635-nucleotide messenger RNA. Its product is annotated as defensin-like protein 183. NCBI's taxonomy places the organism in Eukaryota, Viridiplantae, Streptophyta, Magnoliopsida, Fabales, Fabaceae. The transcript has 2 exons. The record is from RefSeq and is a predicted model, not a curated record. Bases 97 to 510 code for a protein of 137 amino acids.